Messenger RNA from Tigriopus californicus, 1322 nucleotides. RefSeq names its product troponin C-like. The record is from RefSeq and is a predicted model, not a curated record. Gene Ontology annotation, molecular function: enzyme regulator activity; calcium ion binding. The transcript has 5 exons. NCBI's taxonomy places the organism in Eukaryota, Metazoa, Arthropoda, Copepoda, Harpacticoida, Harpacticidae. The coding region runs from base 316 to 795 and encodes 159 amino acids.
AUAGGAAUGACUUGUAGGAGAGUGGAUGAAUGAAAUAUUUUCGUCAAUUGAAACGUUCGGCGAUGAACCUGCCUCUAAUCUCGUGAAGAUCCGUUUACAUUGCCUUAGAUGAAGUGAGUGAAUUUGUUGUUCUUCCUUCCUUCGUUCGUUCCUGUUUGAUCCUCGUUUCUCCUCCAACUUGGUCUGUUUUUUGCCCGAGCAUUUUCCACUUGUCAGUCUUGGGAAAGUGCUCCACAGAUUGGGGUGAGAAAAAUCCGCGCCAAGCUCGAAAAGUGUGACUUUCAAGGCCAAUUCGACCAUCUUGGACAUUUCACCAUGGCUCACGGCAUUUCACAAGAGAAAUUGAAUGACAUCGGGCUUGAAGCGGAGCAAGUGAAUGUAUUGAAAAAAUGCUUUGACGGAUUUUGCCAAGAUGGGGCAAUCCAUAUUGACACCAUUGGCACAAUCUUGACCAUGAUGGGUCUCAGAGUAAAACCAUCGGCAUUGAGGGAGAUCGUAGAGGAGAUCGACGAGGACGGAUCAGGGUUCCUCGAGUUUGAAGAGUUCUGUCAACUUAGUGCCAAAUUCCUCGUAGAAGAGGACGAGGAGGACAUGAAGAAUGAACUGAAGGAGGCAUUUCGAAUAUACGACAAAGAAGGCAAUGGUUAUAUCCCUACAUCUGCACUCAAAGAAAUUCUUCAUGAAUUGGAUGCUAAGUUGACAGAUCCCGAAUUGAAUGGCAUCAUUGACGAGAUUGACGAGGACGGAUCUGGGACUGUGGAUUUUGAUGAGUUUAUGGAAAUGAUGACCGGCUGAUGAGGCAACCGAAUUAAAUUGCUCCAAUUUUGAUCCCACGUUAGAGUCUGUUGUGUUCAUUUUGUUUUCUACUCUUGUUUGUAUGUUUCUUCUUGUACAAAAAUGCCAAUGAUAGCUCUCCUCCCUAGUUCUUUCACAUGAGAGAAUCAUUUACACUUGUAAAGAUGCCUUGGGUGUUAUCAUUUGUUUUCCUUCUAAAGUCAGGCAUUAUGAGUCUCUCCCAAAAGGAGUUGGUUGUAGGUUGUCGAGUCUGUAAUCAGAUCAUCCUUUCAUGCUCUCAGUCUAUUUGAAGCUGUUGUUCUAGUUGUGGGCAUUCUCGAUUGUGCAUUUGUUUAUCUGUAACCCCUGCAAUGUCAACAUUCAUUUGAAGAAAACAAAGAACUAGAUUCCAAUUGUCUGCCAUUCUUGUAAUUUCUUUGUAUCAGCCUCCACAAGUAAGGCCAAAACUAUUCUUCGGUUUCAAGUGCCACCCAUGAGAGGGCGGAAUAAUACCUUAUUCUAUGUGAAUAAAAUGCUCUUGAACUAGG